UCAAGUUAUGACAGUUAAAAAGCCGGUCAGACAUUAAAAACCAGAAAAUCGAACUGAAAAAAACAAAUUCUAGUGGCCUGUCUGUCUAACAACACAUAAAUUUAUACACAAUUUGUUUGUUUUAGAUAAUGUUACAAAAUUAAAAUAAAAGUCGUAAUAAUGCUGCCGCCUUCACAUAAUUUCGUGCCCAAUUUGUACACAAACUCCACAAUUUACCUGCUGAAGCGUCAAAUAGCUGAGCAUGGAACACAAUCACAAACAAAACUCUUUCAGGCGUUCCGAAACGAUGUCCAGGAUCGAAAGCCAUCAGUCGAAGUCGAUAUCCAGCAAAGGAGGAAUCACGAAAAAUAUGAAGGGCUACCAGGGAUCCAGAGGUUCCAGUAACUCAUGUGAAAAAUCGCCCCAAAAUACGAAUUCCAGCGAAAAAUCAAGUGGAAUUACGAAUGGUACAAUUGGUUCCCAGGACUCCAAUGGUUCAUAUGAAAAGUCAGCCCACAAUACGACCUCUAGCGAAAAAUCAAGUGGAAUUACGAAUUGUAUUAAGAGUUCCCAGUAUUUCAGUGAUCUUAGCUCAUAUGAAGAAUUCCAAAACAAUCACAAUACGAUUUCCAGGCAUGGGAAAUUUAAUAAUGAUGCAGUUUCCAGUAUUCACAGUUCUUAUGUACAGUCGGGAAACGGUAAUAAAACGAUUGCCAACGAAAAGUCCCAUGGAAUUCGGGGAUUCCUGAAACUCUUACCAUUUCUGCCCAGGCUUAAGCAUAAAAUACUUUCCACUAAGCCAAACAACGCUCGAAAACAAACAUCACUGAGCAGAAUUCGAAUACAUCCCAGUUCAUCUCUAGAAGAAACGGAUGUACGCAAGCUUAUUCGACUCUAUGAAUCCUAUGAAAAUCUCUACAAUCCCAAACAUAAGGAUUAUGGAAAUAGUAAAAUCGAAGAAAAAUGCUACUCCAAGAUUGCUAAUUGUUUUCCCAACAAAACAAGCCAGGAACUUCAGAAUCUUCUCUAUGAAUUGCGCUUACUCUUUGAACGGGAAUACACCAUUAUUGAGAACAGGCAACGUCGUUUUGGCCAUAUUGUAUUGCCCUCGAUAAAAUACUAUAAUGAAUUUUUGUUUUUGGUGCCAUUUCUGAACGUCGAAUGGGAGAGCGGAGCUUGUCUUCCACCAAAGAUACCGCACUCAGAAGAAACCAAGAGUUUUAAAUCUGAUGAUUGGAGUAUGACAAGCUCCAAAGAUUUUACACACAAGAAACUGAAUAGAAAAGUCAGCAGUAAAACAUCGGGAGAAGAUUCUUCGCUGGUACAGUCGGAGCAAAUAAUAAAACAAGAAAAUUUACAGAUUUCAAAUUCACAGCCUAAAUCUCUGACUGAAGAGAAGUCAAGUAAUAUAGGUCCAAGUUCGGGUAGCCAAGAAUCCACGCUGCUGUCGGAAGAAGGUACUGAAGAAGAAGAUUUGCAGAGCUCAAAUUCACAAUUUAAUUCUAAAAAAAAUUUAAGUGACUUACGUACAGCUGCGGGUAGAAAUUUGAUAAUUACACCAAUUUAUGGCAACCAAUUCAUGGGCUUUGGCAAUAAAAAGAGUAAAGAUAAGAAGAAAGAUAAAUCCACCGAUCCUUUGACUGAACAGGAAGAUCCCUUAAGUCAGGAAGGAAUAAGUAAAUCUGAAGUUUUAUCACAGGAGACUCUUAAUAAAAACGCUUCAACUGAGAAACAGACUGAGAAAUUAUCCCCAUGUCAGGGAACUGAAGAUCGGGAGCCUUGUCAAGCCUACUGUAAUCAAUAUCAAGCACAAACACCAAAUACAUCUCGUGCAGAAACAUUUACAACUGUCAAUUCCACAGCUAUAUCAAAUGGAACCCAAUCUGGAAAUCAAGAGCAGCUGCAAAUUUUAUGUGACAUGAUUAAAAUGGAGCUCAGUUCAUCGCCAGAUUUCAUAUAUUACGAUGCCAAGUGGCGCAUUAUUGAAAUAUUGCGGGAAGUGCAAAAGCGCAACUUGAUACACAGCAAAUCCGGUCCGGAAAGUAAUGGAAAUGACAAUUGCAAGUGUAGAAACCGCGUAGAAUUUGGGGAACAGUCUACAAGAACUCGCAUACGCGGUCCAAAAAAGGCCACACAUUGUCCCUACUGCUGCAAGCGUUGAUAAAUCCCUGGUUGAUUAAUCCCU
Molecule: messenger RNA, 2164 nt
Organism: Drosophila innubila
Lineage: Eukaryota; Metazoa; Arthropoda; Insecta; Diptera; Drosophilidae
Exons: 1
Coding region: 242-2140 (632 amino acids)
Source: RefSeq, a predicted model, not a curated record